Molecule: messenger RNA, 2433 nt
Organism: Sycon ciliatum
Lineage: Eukaryota; Metazoa; Porifera; Calcarea; Leucosolenida; Sycettidae
Product: EGF-containing fibulin-like extracellular matrix protein 2
Exons: 3
Coding region: 224-1363 (379 amino acids)
Molecular function (GO): calcium ion binding
Source: RefSeq, a predicted model, not a curated record
CAGUCCCAUUCUCAUAGAUUCGUAGGUCAAAUUGCAGACAUUGGGAAGGUACCCGCUUGAAUAAUAAAACGGAUAACGAUUAGAUCAGUAGUCUGGUGAUUAUCUGUGGUGUUGCCACAAAUGAUUAUACUUGUACGGCAACUUAGAAUGAAUCUGACGUGUUGCGUUCCGUGUCUCGUGCAUGAUCAGCUAUUCUGAACAUUGUAAUCAGUGACUGCUGUGCAUGUUUCAAAUAUUCCCUUCAGAUUACGAUGAAUGUUCAGCGUUGCAUAACCCCUGCUAUAGAUAUUAUCCUAUCCCUGAUUCGGGUCCGCAUUGUCACAACACGUGGGGAUCUUACAGGUGUACUUGUCAACAUGGAUAUAAACGCACUCAAGAUGGAAAUACCUAUACCUGCAACGAUAUUGAUGAAUGUGCACAGUCGGAUAACCAUUGCUAUACAUAUUCUCGCAGGGAUAAUGCGCCGAACUGUGUAAACACAGCUGGAAACUAUUUCUGUAUUUGUGGGCAAGGCUAUGAGAUUAUCCGCAAUGGAACCUUACUUCAAUGCCGGGAUAUUGAUGAAUGCUCUCUUACACCUCACCACUGUGCUGCGUACUCUGCGCAAAGUCCUAGAAGAUGUGUGAACAGUAUGGGGUCCUACUCGUGUAAUUGCGUCGAGGGAUUCGCCUUCCAAGAUACUCCUAAUGGUACUGAAUGUUUACAAGUAGAUGAGUGUAAAUCCGGUACUCACAGCUGUAACAACAAGACCAACGGUGACAACAGGUAUUGUCAGAAUUUGAACGGAUCUUACGACUGCCCAUGCCUGCCUGGUUAUAAUGGUGCCGAUUGUGAUGCAAUGAUUCCAUCCACAAGUUCUCAUCAGCUCGAUAUGGCGGCAACACGUCCACUAUCAAGGGAUUCUGAUCCCAUAUCGAUCGUAGUGCAAUCAACUAUGAUAAAGUCAACAGCUCAACCAGAAGCGUCCUAUACCCUCUACAUCAUAAUAGGAUCUAUUAUAUCAGUCUUACUUUUUGUUACUGCUUUGGCUGUUAUCAUUGCUGUUCGUCGUAGCAAGAAAAACUCCGCACCUCCCGAAACCUCAACGAGUACAGUAUGUGUACGGCGAGACCCAUCCAACACGACCGACCUCACUGAAAAUGAACUCUACAUCCUGCAGUCUAUUCCCGAGAAUGACAACAUUUCACUGACUUUCACGGGGAACUCCAACGACGGACCACUACGCGUGAUACCAAUUACACCUGUACGAGCACUCACUACCAUCAAUCCAGUGUACGAAGAAUCGACUUGUCAUCGGUCUCGGGGUUCAACGAAAACAGUAUCCACUCAGGAAGAUGCCUCUGAUUACAUGGAGAUUCCAUAAUACUAUUGUGUGUUUGAACACACUUGUACAGCGGGCAGCGACACUCGAUCAAUACAUUAUUUACUGCUCUACUCACUCAGGGUAGAGAUUAUCCCACACCACAAUGCCUUCCGGGAACGCAGAUCCUUAUGACAACCAAGACUGUUGGUACAACAACGUGGGGUUUCUGCCCUACUGAGUCAAGUGACGCCUGCGGAUCUAUAAGUCGCACAUCGGAAACCCACAUAUCAGAAAUAUCACCUAAUAACCAUGCGCACACCUAUACUCCAGUUUUUUUUCGAAUGCACCUGAUGCUCGUGAUGUGCCCGUCUAUGAAUACACUACACUAUCCUUUCACUCAACGACUCUUCAGACCAAGUAUCUCCCUUAUGACGAGAUCCAUGGUCAGGACACGCAAUAUCCUGUGGUGGUACCAACACCGGAACCACAGCAGACCUAAGUUUACACCUCCUGUGCUUCUACAAAUCCAUCGCGUGACGCUAACACGAUACGAACCGUAGCUAUAGGUCUGAAUCCAUGUUGAUUAAUUGGUGAAAUCCAUAUGUGUACCUUUUUUUCUUUUUUCUUUUACCUUUUUUUAAGUUUUGGUUAUCUUCUUGGCGGAUAAGCUGCGAAUAAGAUCAUUCUUAUUCAGUUGGAAGAUGUUGUAUUAACUCAUUCCUUCAUUGCUUCUGCACGUCGUGUAGAACUAAGUAAUUUGUGUCAAAAAGGUGAUGACUUCAAUCUCUUUAUUACACCUCAUGCAUAAUAACGUUACGAUGAAUGAAGUCAUCGACCAAUUCCACUUGCCUUGUGAGUCAGCUUUAUAGUUAUUUUCUCCCCUGUUUGACUUCAUGUGCUUUUGUAAACCUUGCGAUAUUGCACAUCCUUUUUUGCAACUCACUGUGUUCAGAGGGUGUUUUAGCCUGUACGCCAAUUUCAUCAUUUUCCAUUGGUAUUCAAAUAUUGUAUGCUGCAUUCACAAUGCUACUGCGCUAACUUCUGUUCAAUAUUUCCACGUACAUUGUAGGUUCACGGCAUAGGUCCUAUCACUUGUCUCUCUGCUAGCCGAUGCAUUAACAUAAAUUAUU